AUGGCGUCGUCUGGAAUGGACCCCGUCGACGUUGACAGCAUCAUUGAGAAGCUGCUGAGCGUGCGUGGUGCGCGCCCCGGCAAGCAGGUGAACCUCACGGAGACGGAGAUCCGUGGCCUUUGUCUGCAGGCGCGCGAGGUGUUCUUGGCCCAGCCCAUUCUGGUGGAGCUGGAGGCGCCUAUUAAGAUUUGCGGUGACAUCCACGGCCAGUACUACGAUCUGCUGCGUCUGUUCGAGUACGGCGGCUUCCCCCCUGACGCCAACUACUUGUUUCUCGGUGACUACGUGGACCGUGGCAAACAGAGCCUCGAGACCAUCUGUUUGCUGCUCGCAUACAAGAUCAAGUAUCCGGAGAACUUUUUCAUUCUACGGGGCAACCACGAGUGCGCGUCGAUUAACCGGAUCUAUGGCUUUUACGACGAGUGCAAGCGCCGCUACAACAUCAAGCUCUGGAAGACCUUUACGGAUUGCUUCAACUGCUUACCUGUAGCUGCAAUUGUUGACGAGAAGAUCUUUUGUAUGCACGGGGGUUUGUCGCCCGAGCUUAGCCAGAUGGAGCAGAUUAAGCGUUUUGUGCGCCCUACGGACGUGCCCGACACGGGUCUACUCUGCGACCUGUUGUGGUCGGACCCUGAUAAGGACAUCAUGGGAUGGGGAGAGAACGACCGUGGUGUGUCGUUUACGUUCGGCCCGGACAUCGUGAGCCAGUUUUUAAAGCGCCACGACCUCGAUUUGAUUUGUCGAGCCCACCAGGUGGUGGAGGACGGCUAUGAAUUCUUUGCCAAGCGCCAGCUAGUUACGCUAUUUUCAGCCCCGAACUACUGUGGCGAAUUCGAUAACGCCGGUGCGAUGAUGUCAGUGGAUGAGACGCUCAUGUGCUCGUUCCAGAUUCUCAAGCCCGCGGAGAAGAAGCAACGUUACGCGUACAAUGGCCUGGGAACGCAGCGUCCGGCUACACCGCCUCGGAAGUAG
Messenger RNA from Peronospora matthiolae, 972 nucleotides. The record is from the annotation of a GenBank genome assembly. NCBI's taxonomy places the organism in Eukaryota, Oomycota, Peronosporomycetes, Peronosporales, Peronosporaceae.